Messenger RNA from Naegleria fowleri, 1119 nucleotides. RefSeq lists its product as uncharacterized. NCBI's taxonomy places the organism in Eukaryota, Heterolobosea, Eutetramitea, Acrasida, Naegleriidae. The coding region runs from base 1 to 1119 and encodes 372 amino acids. The transcript is spliced from 3 exons. The record is from RefSeq and is a predicted model, not a curated record.
AUGAAUCCACAACAACAAGAGACUUUGAACACAACUCCUUCUUCCUCAUUCCACAACCAUUCAUCGAAUAUGUCAUCCACAGAGAACAAUGAUCCAAAUCUUGUCGUUGGAUUGAAUGGAUUUACCAUUCGAAAACCUUUUCCCUACAAGAACGCACAAGGAGAUAUAUUUUGCAUUGUGUGUUGUUUGCAAAAGGGUGAAUUGGUGUUUCAACCAAAAGCUAAUUUUAAGAUUUUUAGAGAAAGAGGGGCUGUCAUUGCUGAGAACUCUGAUCGAUCCAUUUUGGUUGAAAAGUUAUUUGGAUUUAAGAAUGUUUGUGGAGGUCGAUUGUGUGAUUCUCAUUAUCGAUAUAUCAUGAAAUUCAAGAACAAGUAUAUUCCAAGUGGUGACUCACCUACCAACUCCUCCAAUAACGAUGGUGGUGACGUUCCUAUGAGCAGUUCCUCUUCCACGAAACGAAAGAAGAGAAAGCAAAGUGACAAGAAAGAAAGUGAAAUGAACCAAGAUGCAUCGUCUCUUGUCGUUUCCACAAAAAAGAAAAAAGAAGGUCAUUCCACUUCUCCACAACAACAUUACAACCAUCAUCAUCAACACCACCACCAAGAGACAAGAACCACCUCACAAACACCAUCCUCUUCUUCCUCCCCUUCAGAAAAAAGUUCAUCCAAUUUGUCCUUAGAUUUUGACCAUCAAGAGAGAGAACGAGAUUUUGAUUCUUCAUUCUCAAAUUCAACUACCCUAAUGACAACAACUCCUUCUUCACAUUCUUUCAAUGAUGAGGACAGUAUUCAUGAGGAUGAUACGAUGAGUCAUCAAAGUGAGUAUUCCACAAAAGAAAGUAAAAGAGAACAAAGAUAUGGAGCGAAAAGAAGAUUUAACUUUUUAGUGAGACUUGUUGAAGAAUUGGUUCAAGAAGAGAAUAUUCAUGAGCAAUAUCGAAUUCUUGUGGAACAACGAAAACAACAAAAUAAGGUAAAGAUGACUCACAACAUGAAACAAUUUGAAGAAGAUUCAUAUCCUUUGAAUGAAGAAGAAUUUAAAAUGUCAUCUUUUCAUGAAUCAAGAAGAAACGAAUCAUCAUUUGCAAGAGAAUCCUCCACUGUGACAGAAUAUCGAUAA